UGUACACACUGGCCGAUGGGUCGUCGUCGGCUCGGUGAAAUUUUGUAAUUUUUAGAAUUUAAAUCGGACGCAUUUGUUUAUGCCAAGCGCGUAAUUGUGCGCAUUGCUUAAGUAGCAAGAAGUUAGUUUCCUAAGGACUCUCUCUCACACACACACACACAUAGAGGAUGUUUAAUUUUAUGAAGAAAAGCGCCGGCGAUGAGGAAAAGGAGCGUCGCAAGCGUGAAAAGAAACUGCGGAAAGAGGCUAAAGGGGGCAGCGGGGGUGGGGUAACGGGCAGCAUGAGCACCGAUGAGUUACUGCGGUUGGAGGAAGUGCGUCGAUCCCUGAAAAUACGUGGUCGCCGCAAGGAGAAGGAAAAGCUGCCCAGCGGCAUUACCGCCGAUUACAGCGCAGAUUUCUUUGCCGCAUUAAAUGCUGAUGCAGCCAGUGGCAACAGCAAUGGGAAUGGUAAUGGGAAUGGCAGUGCCGGGCCAGAGCAGGAUCGUGGCAAUGAGGAAAUUGUUGCAUCUGUGAUGACACACAUCGAAAGUCGCUCCGCCGCCAAUGGAUCUGGUAUUGGCAUCAAUCUAAACUACGGCGAGGUCACACACACGCUGCUCGCUGGUGGAUUGAAGAAUCGCUUUUUGCCGCCGGUGCCACCAAAACCACCCAAGCGGGGCAUACUAAAGGGUUCGCGGAGCAAUAUGAGCAACGUUCAUGAGGAGAUUGUCUUCACCGGCGGAGGUACGCCCGAAAUGCUGUUGCGUAGCACCAUGCAAAAUGAGCAACUGUUUGAGGGCAACCGUGGCGGUGGCAGCGGUGGCUCCAAUUCGAGCCAGCACGGCACCUCGUUCACAUCCGUGGAGAGUCUGCGCAGCGAUGGCGAUCAUACGCCACAACAGCGGGCCAUGACGCUGCCAGCGAAUGCCCGCUAUGGUGCACCACAGACGCCCACACAGGCUGCCCAUUUGCAUGUGCUGACAUCGCCAUCGCCGAGUGCGGACAGUCUCACAGAUACCACAAACUCCUCGUUCGCCACGCCGCCAUUCUCACUCAGUCCUGUCGGUGAAUCCCAGGGCAUCGAUCGCUGGGCCCGCGUGCAUGCCUUUGAAGACGUGCAGCUACCAUUGCCCCCUGUCCAGCUGGUACAAUUGCCGGCUCCCAGGCAGCUGGUCAUCAAGCGACAAAAGUCACCGCGCCAGGACUUUGGCUUUAGCCUGCGAAAGGCCAUUUGCUUGGAUCGCACCGAGUCGCUGACUUCUCCCAUUUUUCGGCCUGUCAUCUUUGCAGAGCCAGGUGCUGGAGGCGGCGCUACAGGUCUCCUACCCGGCGAUCGCCUCAUCAAGGUCAACGGCACGCCUGUGGGCGAUCUGUCGCGUGAGGUCAUCAUCGAGAUGAUACGCAACAGCGGCGAUGCUGUCACCGUUGAGGUUCAACCCGUGGCUGAGCUUGUGGAGCUGAGCAAACGUUGCAUGGCGCCAAGCACGGCAACCGUCGAGGAGAUUGAUCAUUCCAUUAACAACGGCAACUGCAACACACUUCGUCGCAGUGCCAGCAAACGCUUCAAACGUCAGAGUCGACAUGAGAAUGGAACUGGAGGCAGCAUUGGCAAAAGCUGCAGCGAUUUGGAUUUAACUGAUGGCUCACAGUCGGAACGUGUGUGGUUGGUGCAUCGCGGUGGCUUUACUGCGGCACUGCGUCUGCCGCCUACAGACACGCCCCAUGAGGAGCAUAAGCUGAGUGUGCGUCUGCUGCACAAUGGCGAACAGUUGACCGUUGAUGAGGAUGACAUCGAGAAGCAGAAUAGCCCCGCAUUGGAUCUGGCCGAGGAUAUUUGUGAGCUGAGAUAUCUGAACGAGGCGUCAGUGCUGCACUGCCUCCGACAGCGCUAUGCCAGCAAUCUGAUACACACCAAAGCAGGGCCCACGCUGCUUGUGGUCAAUCCUAUGGCACCGCUGUCCCUGUACUCUGAGAAGGUUGUAUCCAUGUUUCGCGGCUGCAAAACGGAGGACAUGCCGCCCCACGUCUAUUCGCUGGCCCAGACCGCCUACAGGAGUUUGGUUGAGACACGACGCGAUCAAAGUCUCAUAUUCAUGGGCCGUUCUGGUUCUGGCAAGACCACAAGCUUUAAGCAUGCACUCAACUACUUGGCGUUGGCUGCUGGUGCAUACAAUAAUUUCAUCAAUGCGGAAAAGGUUGGUGCCUUAUGUACGAUUCUGGAGGCUUUUGGAAAUACAAGAACCUGCCUCAACUCCAAUGCAACGCGAAUGACGCAGCUGCUUAGCCUGGACUUUGAUCAAACUGGGCAAAUAGCAUCAGCAUCGUUGCAGGUGCUGCUGCCGGAGCGUCAAAGGGCUGGCAGGCGAUUAGCGCAGGAGCAUAGCUUUCAUAUUAUGACACGGCUGUUGGCGGGCGCUGCAGGAUUGCUGCAGAAGGAGUUGCAUUUGGAGAACAUCUCGUCAGAGGACAGUCAUCCGUUUAUAUCGCUCUCGCAGAGAUUGGAGGAUCGGCAUCGUGCAGCGAAUGAUUUUAUGCGCACCGUGCAGGCCUUCGAGACUCUGAACAUUGAUGCAAAGGCUGUGCGGGGUAUUUGGAGCAUAUUGGCGGCCAUUUAUCAUCUGGGCAUUGCUGGCAUUACGAGAAUGGGCACCGGGUCCACUGCUCGCACUCAGUUCGCGAAUCCGACGGCAGCUCGCAAGGCGGCCAACCUGUUGGGUGUCAAUCUGGAGGAUUUAUCGUCAGCUGCUUUCGGUUUGACUCAACCAAAUGCCAGUGGGGGCAGUUUGAGUCCUUCAAAAUCGCCCACUUCGGAUGGUGGUCAGGAAUGGGCGUGGGAAUGCCUGGAAGCGCUCGUCAUUGGCCUAUACUCCGAGGCCCUGGCUGCUGUUGUGGCUCUAAUCAAUCGACAGAUCUGCACUUCAGCUCAUACAAUUGCAUCGAUCAUGUUGAUCGACACUCCGGGCUUCCAGAAUCCAGCCAGCUGUGGUCAACAACUUGGCGCCAAUUUGGCCGAUUUGCGUCACAAUUAUCUGCAGGAGCGACUCCAAAUGCUUUUCCAUCACACAACGCUGGUCGCACCACGCGAUCGUUAUGCCCAGGAGCUGGUGGAAAUCGAAAUGGAUCAUGCUUCCGAGUGCCAUCCAGGUCCGUUGAUCUCACUGAUUGACAAGGCGCCACAGAAUCAUGUGGUACGCUCCUCCCAGAGAGAUCUUCGCGAACACGAUCGUCGUGGAUUGCUCUGGCUAUUGGACGAGGAGGCCAUCUAUCCCAACUCCAAUGACGACACAUUCCUUGAACGUUUAUUCUCACACUAUGGCGAUCGUGAGCAUCACACGCUACUCCGCAAAUGUGCCGGUCAGCGGCAGUUUGUGCUGCACCAUCUGCAGGGCACUAAUCCGGUCUUAUAUGCCGUCGAUGGUUGGGUGCGGCACAGUAGGGAGCAUCCCGGCAUACGGAAUGCAGUGUCGCUGCUACAGGACAGUAGCCGCGAGGAGAUUAAUCGCCUUUAUAUUGGCUCACUGACGCGCGGUUCCGGUGCCAUGGUCUUUUGCGGCUCCUUUGCUGGCCUCGAGGGCACCCAGUCCCUGCGACGAGUGUCCAGCAUUCGUCGAUCCUUCACCACGGCGGGCGUCAAACGCAACUCGAUUAUGCUGCAGGUGAAGUUCACCGUUGACGGCAUCAUUGACACACUGCGACGAACCGGCACUCACUUUGUGCAUUGCUAUUUGCUUCAACACAAUGCGGGCAAGCACACCAAGUAUACUGCAAAUGGAUCGCCCAGCUCGGCGGCGGGUCAGGCCACCAACGAGGAGGAGCUGGUUAAUGUGCCACUGUUAAGGAGUCAGCUACGUGGCUCACAAGUUUUGGAGGCAGCUCGUCUACAUCGCCUGGGCUUUCCCGAAUCUGUGCCAUUAUUGGAGUUUGUACGUCGCUUCGGCCUGCUAGCUGGCGAUCUGGCGAACAGCAAAGAUAUUAGCGUAGAGCAAAUUCUGGCCGUCAAUGAGCUAGACGUUGCCAGUUAUCGUAUUGGUCCAAGUCAGAUACUCUUCCGUUCAGGGGUACUCAAUGAGUUGGAGGCCAAACGUGAUGUGUUGCUCUCGGAUCGCAUUAUCCAGUUGCAGGCCUUCUGUCGUGGCUAUUUGGCCCGAAAGAAGAUGUCACAACGACGCAUUCAGGAGCUGGCCGUGCGUUGCAUUCAACGCAAUGUUAAGGCCUUUCUGGCAGUGCGCGAUUGGCCCUGGUGGCGUCUCUUGGUUCGUGUGACGCCCCUGUUGAAUGUCCAUCGUACCGAGGAGCAGCUGAAGAUUGCCAAUGAGGAGCUACUCAUGCUGCGCGCCAAGCUGGAGAAGAUCGAAUACGAUCGCAGCGAAGUCAAGAACGAGAAUCAGAAAUUGGAAGCCAAGUUAUCCGAGCUGACUGUGGAUCUGGCGGAAGAACGAUCCACGGCGCACAUUGCCACGGAACGGCUGGAGGCAGAAACUGGUGAACGCUUGAAACUGGAGAAGGAACUCGGAGAGCAACAGUCAAAGGUGAAGAACCUGCAAGAGAUGAGCGAGAAGCUGGAAAUGGAGCUUAUAUGUGCCAAGUCCGACUUGAAUGGCAUCUCUGAGGAUGAGGAUCCUGAGCAUGAGGAUGGCGCCGGUGGCGUUUACAAGCUGAAAUACGAACGUGUCGCCAGGGAAUUGGAGUUUACAAAACGCAGAUUGCGAACGCAGCAUGAGCAUGAUCUGGAACAGCUGGUCGGGCUUAAGAAGCAAUUGGAAAAGAAGCUAUCCGAUGCCUACGAAGAAGUUGAGGAGCAACGUCAGGUUGUGGGCCAAUGGAAACGCAAGGUACAAAAGAUGACCAACGAGAUGAACGAUUUGCGUAUGCUGCUCGAGGAGCAGAAUGCCCGCAACAAUUUGCUGGAAAAGAAGCAGCGCAAAUUCGAUGCCGAGUGUCAAUCUCUGCAGGAUGCGUCACGUCAGGAGCGUCAGGCCAAGGAACGCUAUGGACGGGAAAAAGAUGUGCUGCAAGCUGAGAAGUUUACGCUGGAACAAACGUUGGCGGAUACGCGUCUAGAUCUGGAGCUGAAGGAGGAGAAACUGGCAUCAUUGCAACGCGAACUGGAGGAGAUGACAUUCGGCGGUGGCACUGAGGAGGAGUUCGCUCAACUGCGACGCUCGAAGAAUGAAACGGAGCGGCGAGCAAAGGAACAGGAGGAGGAGCUGGAUGAAAUGGCGGGUCAAAUACAGUUGUUGGAGCAGGCCAAGCUGCGUUUGGAAAUGACAUUGGAAACGAUGCGUAAAGAGGCGCGACGUGAGUCACAGCAGCGUGACGAGGAGCUGGAGGAGGUGCGUGGCAAUGGGUAUAAGAAGAUCAAGGCGCUCGAGUGUCAGCUGGAAACGGAGCACGAGGAGCGUACGCUUCUGUUGCGUGAAAAACAUGAACUGGAGCGUCGCCUCUCCUCCAUGGAGGAUCGUGAUCGUGUCGAUCGUGAUGCUGAGGAGGCGCAGAAUCAGAAGCUGCGUCGCGAUUUGCGCAAGUACAAGGCACUGCUGAAGGAUGCUCAGACACAGCUGGAAAGGCUUAAGGCAGAUACGCCUGGCAAGACGCUGAUAAGGCAGCUGCGCAAUCAGCUGGAGGAUGCGGAAUCCGCUCGCACGCUGGCUAUGAAGGCACGUCAAACGGCGGAGGCUGAGUUGGCCGAGGUGCAAGCCAUGUUCGAGGAGUCGCAUAGAGCACGCAACGAUGCCGAGGAGCGGGCCAACACAGCACACCGGGAUCGCGCCGAACUCCAGGCCCAGAUCGAGGAGAACGAGGAGGAGCUGGGCGAACUAAUGAAAAAGUACAGCGCCACCGUUAAGCAGCUGAAUGCGGAGCAAGUUAAUGUAUCCGAGUUCGAGUUCAAGCUCACCGAACUGGAAGCGGAGCGCAACAAUCUUAAGGAGCAGGUGGCCGAGCUGCAGCAUCGCCUGGACAAUGUCGAGAGUCUGGGCGAUCCCACCAUAGCGGUCAUGUCCAAACGCCUGGAAAUGCGCACCAAGGAGCUGGAGUCACGACUGGAACUGGAGCAGGCGACACGCGCUCGUCUCGAAGUACAGGUCAGCCGGCAUAAGGAAUCGCUGGAGAAGCUGCAGAACGAAGUGACGCAAUCGAAGAUGCGGGAAAUGCAGGGACAGGAAGUGUUGAAGAAAUCUCAAAAGAGUUUGCGCGACAUGCGCGAAGAAUUCCACUCGCUGUCCAGCCGUGAGCAGGAAUCAUUGACGCGUCGCAAGGACCUGGAGAAAAAAAUGGAAGUCAUGGAAUCUGAGGGUACGGCGCUAAAGAACGAUUUGCGUUUGGCGUUGCAGCGCAUUGCGGAUUUGCAGCAGGCAAUGGAGGAGGAGGGCGAGGAAGAGCUCAGUGAGAGCGAUGAGAGCAUCAGCUCGGUGGGCUCCAUCAGUGAUUUGGAGGAACGUCUGCGACCCGUGCAUGUGAAACGGAGUUCACAACAGUCGUUAAACGGCAUCGCCACUGCUCCAAGCACGACUCGCACUCUAGUGUGCGAGAAGGACGAUAACAGCCCGAGAAUAACAGUGACGUCGCCAUCGUCGCCACACAUACAUAAGCUGGCACUGGCGGCCAAAGCCAUACCGGACCAAAAGCCGGACAUUAAAACUGCAGCAGCUAAGAAUUUAAAGGCAGCAACAACAUCCACAACAUCCACAACAACAACAACAAUAACAGCAGCAGCAACAACAUUGACAACAGCAAAUGGAGUUGAUAAGCCCUAGAAACAUCUCAAUGGCUGCGUGUUUGUUUAUUAUAUAUUUUUUUCUUGAAUUCUGUAAUAUUAAUUAGUUUUGUUUUUUAUUUGAUUACUGUUUAGUUCAAUAUGUUUAACUAUUUAUUAUCGAAAUCUAGCUACUUAUAUAAAUAUAUAUUUAAAUAUAAUGAACACAAUCUACAUAUAUUUAUAAACAAAUUCCGUUUCGAAUGGAAUCGUAGUUAAUUUAAUUUGCGACAGUCCCUAUUUAAACAAAAGUGAUUAACAUGUUCUAUCCUUCUCAAAAAAAAAAAAAAACACAUAGAAAACUAACACUAACGUUCGAUAUACAAACACCUAACUACCUAUAGCAUAUAGACCAUUUUUCCUAUAGCCAACUUAAACGAAAUUAGUUAAACGCGUUUUAAAAUCAUAGACAAGUAUGCGUGUAAUAAUUAAAUUUUUACUAAACUAAAUUCAAUAUUUAUAUAACAAUAUUUUACACAUACAGCUCAUGAUAACACUAAGUGCAUCCAAUAUAUCCAUAUAAACAUUAGCAACAUUUUUCACAUAGUAAACACAUCAUGUAUCAAGUAUAUCAUAUACAAAUACUUAUAUAUUGGAAUACGAAACACUUGCUAAAUUAUUAUAUCAGAAAAUCCAAACUAAUAUUAAAGAGAAAAAAAAACGACAAAUAAAUAUAUUGUUAUAAAACCCAAA
Messenger RNA from Drosophila innubila, 7429 nucleotides. RefSeq names its product unconventional myosin-XVIIIa (gene Mhcl). Gene Ontology annotation, molecular function: protein binding; ATP binding; cytoskeletal motor activity. The transcript is spliced from 18 exons. Gene Ontology annotation, cellular component: myosin complex. Lineage: Eukaryota; Metazoa; Arthropoda; Insecta; Diptera; Drosophilidae. The coding region runs from base 168 to 6737 and encodes 2189 amino acids. The record is from RefSeq and is a predicted model, not a curated record.